This is a messenger RNA of Odocoileus virginianus texanus, 3964 nucleotides long. RefSeq names its product pyruvate dehydrogenase kinase 1 (gene PDK1). Gene Ontology annotation, molecular function: pyruvate dehydrogenase (acetyl-transferring) kinase activity. Gene Ontology annotation, biological process: regulation of glucose metabolic process; protein phosphorylation. The record is from RefSeq and is a predicted model, not a curated record. Gene Ontology annotation, cellular component: mitochondrion. NCBI's taxonomy places the organism in Eukaryota, Metazoa, Chordata, Mammalia, Artiodactyla, Cervidae.
GAGCGGCGGAGCGGCGACCUGACGCCCGGGGCUCCGGCUGCUCCGGCGCGGCUCGGCAUGAGGCUAGCGCGGCUGCUUCGCGGAGCCACCUCGGCCGGCCCGGGCUCCGGGCUGCGCGCCGCCGGCCCUAGCGUCAGCCGCAGCCUCACCUCGGACUCGGGCUCCGGCCCGGCGCCCGAACGCGGCAUUCCCGGCCAAGUGGACUUCUAUGCGCGCUUCUCGCCAUCCCCGCUCUCCAUGAAGCAGUUCCUGGACUUCGGAUCUGUGAAUGCUUGUGAAAAGACCUCAUUUAUGUUUCUGCGGCAAGAGCUGCCUGUGAGAUUGGCAAAUAUAAUGAAAGAAAUAAGUCUUCUUCCAGAUAAUCUUCUCAGGACACCAUCAGUUCAGUUGGUACAGAGCUGGUAUAUCCAGAGUCUUCAAGAGCUUCUUGAGUUUAAGGACAAAAGUGCUGAAGAUGCUAAAACUAUUUAUGACUUUACAGACACUGUGAUACGGAUCAGGAACCGACACAAUGACGUGAUACCCACAAUGGCUGAAGGUGUGGUUGAAUACAAGGAGAGCUUCGGGGUGGAUCCUGUCACCAGCCAGAAUGUUCAGUAUUUUUUGGAUCGUUUCUACAUGAGUCGAAUUUCAAUUAGAAUGUUACUUAAUCAGCACUCUUUAUUAUUUGGUGGAAAAGGCAAAGGAAGCUUAUCUCAUCGCAAACACGUUGGAAGUAUAAAUCCAAACUGCAAUGUGGUUGAAGUUAUUAAAGAUGGCUAUGAAAAUGCUAGGCGUCUGUGUGAUUUGUAUUAUAUUAACUCUCCCGAACUAGAACUUGAAGAACUAAAUGCAAAAUCACCAGGACAGCCAAUACAAGUGGUUUAUGUACCAUCCCAUCUCUAUCACAUGGUGUUUGAACUUUUCAAGAAUGCAAUGAGAGCAACGAUGGAGCAUCAUGCUGACAAAGGUGUUUAUCCGUCUAUUCAGGUCCAUGUCACACUGGGUAAAGAGGAUUUGACUGUGAAGAUGAGUGACCGAGGAGGUGGUGUUCCUCUGAGGAAGAUUGACCGACUCUUUAACUACAUGUACUCCACUGCGCCCCGGCCUCGCAUGGAGACGUCCCGAGCGGUGCCCCUGGCUGGUUUUGGUUAUGGAUUGCCCAUAUCACGCCUUUAUGCACAGUAUUUCCAAGGAGACCUAAAGCUCUAUUCCCUAGAGGGCUAUGGGACAGAUGCAGUCAUUUACAUUAAGGCUCUGUCAACAGAAUCAGUAGAAAGACUCCCGGUGUAUAACAAAGCUGCCUGGAAGCAUUACAACACCAACCAGGAGGCUGACGACUGGUGUGUCCCCAGCCGAGAACCAAAAGACAUGACGACAUUCCGCAGUGCCUAGACACACUUGGGACCCCUGGAGAAAUCCGGAUGUGGCUUUUUAUUAAAUUUGGAAGGGGUGGUAUCAGAACUACGUUAUACCAAAUACUUCAUGUGUCGUGUUCACAGUUAACUGUUUGGAUAGGUAGAGUAGGUGGCAGAUUAAUUUCAUUUACACUUGUUGAAUCUCGUAAAGGACGAAGUUGUACCUAUUUUACACCUAUAUUUUCACAGUUAAUUGAACAUAUUUUUAAGCAACAGUAGUUUUGGUCAACUCUCUUUUAUGGUAGACUUCAGAAGCAUGAAAGUGCAUUUCUACAGGAAGCUUGUGUGGUUGUUUUUUAAAAAAUACUUUAUGUCUACUAGAAGCAGUUCCUUAAUACGGAGUAGCCGGUUAGCCAUUUUUCUGUUUUAGAGGAGUUCUGCCAGAUUUUAUUUAGUAACGACAGAUGCAAUUAGAAUGAUCCUCAGACUAUGAUUAAGGCAACAAACAGGCACCCUGUAAGUGUAGAACCAGCCACCUUUCAGCAUCUACAUGCAUUGUCUUCACUCUGAAGUUAAUUCAUCAUUUUUUAAUUUUAUUGCAAAGGACUGUAAUGACUAGUUUCCUAUGGAGUUAAGCCAAGAUCAUGGGCAGUCUACUUUGAAUGUGCUUAUGAUUAAUGCAGUGGGAAAUUUUUGUACUAAAAAUGACCAGCUGCUAAAAUUCUAAAUUGAAUUUAAGAAAUUGAGGGCAGAACAUUGAGUCCUAUAAACUAUACUAAUGAUUGUUGAGAUUACCUAGGGGAGCUUUUGAGAAGGUUUUUCUGGGUCCUACUCUAGACAUACAGAAUCAGACUCUGUAGCCAUAGCCCAGAAAUCUCAAUUUUUACAACACUUCCUAGAUGAGUCUGAUGCCUUGCCUAGUUAGAAAAUCACACUUUUAAAGUGAGUAAUGAUGAUACCACAUUUGCUAAAGCAACAGAUCUUUAGGUUUGGUUUUCUUCUAUGGAAAGGUCAGACUUCUGGACUCUAAGAGACACAAAAUGUUGCAAUUAGAAGCAUAAUUAGAAUUAGGAGACAGGUUGACAACAGGAGAAGAGUCAAGGAACCAAAGGAUUAAAACCAUAAAUGCACAAGUAUUGAUGAAAAACUUGUUAUAAAACUUACCUAUCUAUACUUUAUCAGGAUAUCUGUUACUUCAUCAGGAAAGAAAGUCACCUUGGGCUUAUCACAAAAAUCAUUUGCAUUCAUAUGGUAAUUUGUAGUAUACAAAUUUUUGGUGUAUCUGGUAUAUAAUGAUAACUCUGUUGGGCUUAAGAAAUAGCAAACAGGUGGUAUCAUCUUCGUUUUGAGACUCAGAGUAUGGCCCAGAGCUGCCCUGAUGGAGUCAGGUCUCAAGCAAUAUCUGCUGAUCACCGUCAGCUACCUAGCCUAGGAGACCAGGAUGCUGCCAGACUUAAGUUGUUAGUCUUCCCUCAUCUUUCAAGGUGACAGGGAAAUACAUUGAGAAUAAAUUUUAAAGUAAGAUUUUAAAUGUUAAAAGAACAGCUACAAUACUUAAAUGGGGAAAUUUAUCUGGAAAAUACAAGUUGAAACAUCUCAUUCUCAAAAAGAUUAUGUAAGCUUAACAAUUCUACACAAAUCUGUAAAUAGGAAGGGAUGUUAAAGGGCUGUUAGCCUGGGAUCCUCAGGUAAGAGAGGAGGACCUUGAGGCUCCAGGUGUGUGGGGUUUGCCCAGGGCUGAUUAGCUAAUGUGACCAAACAUUGGGAAAAGAUCUUUGACCUAUUACUCCUUAAUUAUGCGUUUUAUGAGAAACAAUAGGAUAUGCCAGUGGAUGAUUUGUAUUAGUUCAAUGUGUUACAAUUUUUUAGCUUAAGAUUACACUUUUCUUGUAGUGAUGAAAUAUUUUUAAAUCAUCUGAAUCAAAGCAUUCCCUUUCUUUCCUAAAUGAAACAUUUGUACAACUGACAUAAACUUGAUAUUUUUAUGAAACAACCCCCCCCAACACACACAAAGUGAAAAUUUCUCUCUUUAAGAGGUAAGAAGUGGUGUUUUCAAAGGAGAAGUGAAAUCUUUCCCUUUUAAGCUUCUUUUUAAGGUAUAAUGAUUUUUUACUUUGUUACUGUGGUUAAGGGACAGAAAAUCACAUACAAAAGUAUUUGGGGAGGGGGAUGCUUUCUCCUAGUUGGUUUUAAAUUACUGUGCUACCUGAGAAGUUUUUUAGAGUCUUACACUCUGUUUCCCACCAGCAUUUAGUAUGAUGCUAUGUAGAUUUUAAAAAUAUACUGAAGGGUAAGAAGUGAUACCAAGUGAUUUUUUGUAACCUGGGCAUUUAAUGAGUGUGCCAACAUUUUUUAGAAAGAAUCACAAAAAAAUAUCCUGCCCUAUAAUUAAAAUAUCAGCUGGCUUUAGAUGUCUUCAUACUUUUUUAGUAAUCACUUUUUUGCACUGUGAAGUUUUUACAUGAAGAUGUUGAAGUGGCAGUCUACCCUAUUAUUUUUUAUAAAAUGAUUUGUGUAUGGCAAUAAAUUGAAAACAUGGAUCAACUCUUAACCUGAAAAUAAAGUGACCCAAUUUAGGUUUUUAAAAAUAUACUUGUUUUAAAAAUAAAGGUCUCUUUCAUCAUCAA